AUGGCAAGAAUUUCGUCGGCGGUAUGUCUAUUGUUACUAGUAGCACUAAGUACGGUUUAUGAAGUGCAAGGGACGUUUUUAUUAAGGCACUUCCUUAGAAAAAUUCCCAGAAGAUCUAGGGGGCUUAGGCCGUUCGCUUGCAAGGGUAUGCUGAAGUUUGUGAACCUGUUGGAGUUGAAGUGCCCAUUGAAGCCUGUGUACAAGAACUUAUUUGGAAAUUUAAGGUCUUACGUGGGCGCAAUAAGUUCGGGGUCGAAUGUUGACUUGAAAGGGAAAGCUGAGGGCGUCCAAAGUGCUCUUUCUGCACUGGGUGGUACCAGCGGAUCGUCGGUGGAUACCAGCAAGGUAAUGAAUGUGUUAAUGAAUAUGGGAAAUACUUUGACCUCGCAAACGAGUAGCAGUUCAACGGAAAUGACAAGUGGACAAAGACAAUUGAUGCUCACGUCUCUUAUGCAAUGGGCACAAGUGAUUAGUCAAGUUGUUGUCAGUGCGGCAUCAAAGAGUGGAAGCUCUAUUGACAUAAAAUCCCUAGGAAUUGAUGGCAGCGAUGACAAUGUGGCCACCGGAGGUUCAACUACUGGAACUUCUACAACCGGCACAGCCACUGGCACCACAACCGGCACCGCCACCGGCACAACCACCGGCACAGCCACCGGAACCGCCACCGGCACAGCCACCGGCACAGCCACCGGUACCACCACCGGUACCGCCACCGGCACUACCACUGGCACUGGCACAGGCACUGUCCCUGUCACUGGAAUGGCUGGUGGGCCUGCUACUUCAACGGAAGGAGGAAGCUCUUUUGGUAGAUCCUUUUCAGGAAAAACAGGGUCAACUAAUUAUGCAGGUUCUGUCAACUAUCAAUCAGGCCACAAGUCAUCCCAACAAACUACCACAAGCAACUCAGGAUCCCCAGGCGGCACGGUAUCCCCAGGCAGCUUCUAGAAGGAUUUGAUUCAGCUCCAAGUACUAGAAAGACCGACCUUAGAAUAUAUAUUUGAUAAUUAUGUUUGCUUAAAUAAGAAAACGGCCCUGCUAACAUUCACAACAGCAAGCUGUAGAAUGCCUGGCUCUAUUACGCCUACCUUAAAUAAUACGGGAAAGAUUUUUA
This is a messenger RNA of Raphanus sativus (radish), 1111 nucleotides long. RefSeq lists its product as uncharacterized. The coding region runs from base 1 to 945 and encodes 314 amino acids. The record is from RefSeq and is a predicted model, not a curated record. The transcript is spliced from 2 exons. Lineage: Eukaryota; Viridiplantae; Streptophyta; Magnoliopsida; Brassicales; Brassicaceae.